UAUGAUCUUGUGACCCAGCAGAACUGACAUUGCUCAAGUUUAAUAAAUCACAGUGCAGUCUUUCUCUCAACUAGAUGAACUUUAAAUAGACUUUUUUAGUUAUAACUUUUUAAAAUUAAUAUUUUAAUUUUAAACAAUUAAAAUAUUUAAAAUGUGGACAUACUAUUUUUUACUCUCGUUAUGUAUCAUUACUCAAGUGCAAUCAAAACAGAUUGAUCUAUCAUAUCGUGGAUUAAAAAAAGAAGAUUUUUUCGCUCGUCUUCAGUCAACUAUCAACAUUCGUGAAGUUACUGAUUUAAAUUUAAAAGGCAAUAGAUUUGACAAUUUUAUAGAUUGCUCAACACAUCUAGAUCAUAUGAAGACUUUAGAUCUUGCUGAAAAUCAUUUAGGACAAUUUCUUUUUCUUUGCAAUGAUGGCUAUGCACUUGAGUCUCUCAAUGUUAGUCACAAUUUUCUUGAAUACAUUGAUGACAGUUCACUCAAUAAUAAAGUAUCAAAAUUAAAAAUACUGGAUCUUUCAUUUAAUAAACUUAGCACUAUUAAUGAAACAAUGCUACAGCACAUGAAGAUUCUAGAAUUUCUAUCAGUUGCUAGUAAUCCAAUUGUUAAUUUACAUGAAAAUGCAUUUAAAAAUCAAAAAUCCAUGAUUCACUUGGAUCUGACAAAUGUAUCACAAGUAUUUUUUCCAUCAACAUUAUUCAAAGCAAUGACCAAUCUUUCAUAUCUCAAUAUUUCACAUAAUAAAAUUGAAAUAUUGCCUUAUUUGCCACUCAGUCUAGAGGAGCUGGAUAUUUCUUCUACCAAUAUUCUUUAUGUUGAUAAUUUAAUAUUUCCACGAAUGAUGAAAUUUUACAUGAAUCAUAUGCCAAAUAUAACUGAAGUUGUUUUAAAUGAUUUUGAAAAUCUUACAAUGUUGGAAAUACUGUCUAUGGAAAAUAAUCCAAUAUUAUCUGAGUUUCGUGUUUGGCCACCAAAUAGUAGAAUAUUACCACGUCUUCAGCAUCUUUCAGUACGAGGUUGUGCAUUGGAAACAUUGACAGAUGAUCUUCGACCAAUAAUGCAAAGAGUUUCAAUUGUUGAUUUACAAAAUAAUCCAUGGCAUUGUGAUUGUCGAAUGCAGUGGGUCAAUAGAUUAAAUUUAUCAAAUGAACUUAGUCGUGAAAUUAAAUGCAAAACACCAGAUCAACAUACAAAAAAAAUACUUGCAGAAAUACCAAAUCAUGAAUUAGUCUGUGUGGAAAUAUCAACAAUUGGAUAUACAGCAAUAUUAGUAUCAACUACAAUUAUAUUACUUGUAAUAUUGGUUGGUGGAUUUUGGAUAUUUUGGAAAGGUCCAUUGAGACAAUGGUCAUUACCAAAACGUGGUACCGAAACAGUAUCAUAUAAAAAUGUUGUUGAAUCAUCAAAUGAUUUAAUAAGUCAUUUAAUAGUCGCUGAUGAUCACAAUGACGAGUGAAUUAUAAUUAUUAUUUCAUAUAUUUUGUAUAUAAAAAAAAUAUACAUCAAUCUAAUGAUGCUUGUAUAAAUUUUUGUACCGUUUAUAAAAUAACUUGAAGAUAAUUACAAAACUCAAAGUAGAUAAUAUACAAAAGAAAUACAAAAAUGAUGAUGUUGUUGGCUUUUUAAAAAAUUUUUUUUUUAAUAUAAAAAAAGUAUUAUUCAAUGUUACUUUUAAACUUGUAUGUAUCAAGUUUUUAUCUGUAUUCCAUGCGUUAUAAUUCAUUUAUAUAUAGUGUGUGUGUGUUUGAUGUAUAUAUACAAACAUGAUAUAUGUUUUUGUGUUUAUAAAUUUAAAUUGAUGUACCACAUAAAUGUCACAAUGGACUGCGUGAAAACAUUUCAAUUACGGUUCAU
This is a messenger RNA of Aphidius gifuensis, 1854 nucleotides long. Its product is annotated as phospholipase A2 inhibitor-like. Lineage: Eukaryota; Metazoa; Arthropoda; Insecta; Hymenoptera; Braconidae. The transcript has 4 exons. The record is from RefSeq and is a predicted model, not a curated record. Gene Ontology annotation, molecular function: protein binding. Bases 152 to 1456 code for a protein of 434 amino acids. Gene Ontology annotation, cellular component: extracellular matrix.